Suillus clintonianus is the source of this 2193-nucleotide messenger RNA. Its product is annotated as heterokaryon incompatibility protein-domain-containing protein. The transcript has a single exon. The record is from RefSeq and is a predicted model, not a curated record. Lineage: Eukaryota; Fungi; Basidiomycota; Agaricomycetes; Boletales; Suillaceae. The coding region runs from base 1 to 2193 and encodes 730 amino acids.
AUGCUGGCCCAAGGAAUCCCAGCAGAGGAUGACUUAGACGCCCCCCUCUGCUCAAUAUGCUCAUCCCUAAACCUCCACACAAUCCUGCACGACGGUGUCCCAGAAGAACACGCAGUCCCUCUCGGUCGUCUCACAGACAUUCUCGACAAAUCCGACCAAUGCGGACUGUGCAACAUCAUAGCUAUCAUCAUCCGCAGCGCGUGGAGCUUGGACAAGCAGCCUGGUAUUGACAUUGUUGGCAUUACCUGCGCGCUGCACGCAAGGGAGUGCGGCUACCCGCGCAUUCCGGAUUAUUCGCCUGUACUCAGGGAUAUUUGUCAUCGGCUCUAUGUCCAGACUUCUCAUAAACCUCAGGGUGUGAUGGCUGCUAUGAUCGCAGCGCAGUCAAACCUCUUGCUGGAUAUUCAGCUCCUUGCAGAGGAUGCAUCCAAGGUCGGCAGGACAGAAGAGCUUCAUGGCAGGAGAGUUGGCCAGAACGUUGAUAUCGCCUUGUUGAAAAAGUGGAUCCACAUCUGUGAAAGCGAGCAUGGGGAGCGAUGUGAAACGGUGUGGUGGAGGGGCGCUGAAGAGAUUCUUCCGAAGAACGUAAGAGUCGUGGAUGUAACUCGAAUGGCUGUGGUUCCCGCACCGUCAUCUUGUCGUUUCGUCGCUCUUAGCUACCUCUGGGGAGGCAUGGGGAAAGAGUACUGGACGACACGGGCAAAUAUCAAGCAGCGCAGAGCACAAGGCAGCCUCGACGUAUCAGUGCUACCAGAAACUAUUUUAGAUACCAUUCAACUCGUCCGUCAGCUCGGCGAGCGGUACCUAUGGGUCGACGCGCUAUGCAUCGUCCAAGACGACCCCAAGGAUAAAUCAGUGCAGAUCGGCGCGAUGGAACUCAUCUACAGCAGCUCCGUAUUCACAAUCUUCGCUACAGGCGGCACCUCCGCGCGUGAUCCUCUCCCUGGCAUCCGGCCAGGCACCAGAGAUCCCAAACAACAAAUAACUAAGAUCCAAGGCCUUCACCUCGCCGUCCCGCUCGUCCCCCCUUGCGAGGCAACAGCAAGUUCCGCAUGGAAUACACGCGGCUGGACAUAUCAAGAACUCAUGCUAUCGCGCCGCCGUAUUUUUAUCGCAGCCCAUCACAUGCACUUUGAGUGCGGAGAGGACGUAUGGAGCGAAGAUGUCGUCGCAGAGCGUAUCAACCUGCCCUGGAAUUCGCACCCCCUGAUGCGCAGCGGUUCAGGUGGAUUCAUGUUCGCGGAUGCCCCACCACCGUGGAUGCGCUCUGAAUAUAUGCGGCACUAUAUGAGCACCAUUAGAAAGUAUACGCAGCGCAUGCUUACUGUGGAGUCUGAUAUCGUGAACGCGAUUACAGCUCUCAUCAAUGCUAUGACUAAGGGGUAUAAUCUGGCUGGUGGUGACCCUGGUAAAGCGUUCCGCUUUGGGAUGCCCCUGGUGGAUCUAGAACUCGCGUUGGUAUGGCAGCCUACGCCCAAUGCAUCCUGUGUACGGCGCGUGCCUGGGGAUAGAAAUAUGACGCCGUGGCAGUCCUGGUCGUGGGCUGCGUGGCGGGGUGCUGUCCAAUACAGCGAAGUAAACUUGUUCGUCGAUUGGCAUAAUGGGGGCUUUUCUCCAUGUAUCAUCCAGUCACUGGUGGAAGAGUGGCAUAUCGUGGAUGAUGAUGGUCAGCUUGUUCGCGAAGACGUUCGACGUACUGGUCGGAUCACAGAGUCUAUCGAAGAAGCGAACUCCAGUCCAUACGUCAUUCCGAAAGGUGAUAUCGACGCAUACACUCUGAUCACUGAGAAUGCGCCCAUGCGGCCUGGGACGCUAGUAUUCAGGACUCGGUCAGCUCGUUUCAACAUUACUAAAGCGGACGAUGUCGUCGGUUCUAAUCCUGAGGCUAACUACGCCACAUAUUCCAUACUAUCUAACAUUCCUCGACCAUCGACGUUAGUAGGACGCGUCAUCCUUCCAUGUUCCACCCAUUCACCAACUUCAUCUGAAUUUAUUGUUCUCUCUCGCGCAGACGAAGUCGAAGGGUUGUACGAUGAGGAUACACUGGGGAACCGAUAUCCCGGAUGCAUGUUGUAUGUGAUGGCCGUGCAGGAGAUGCAGAAUGAACAGCGGAUGGAACGGGUUGGCGUAGGGGUUAUUUUUGAACGCGCUUGGCCGAACAUGACUGCGGAGAAGGUUGUUCUAUUAGGAUAG